Molecule: messenger RNA, 1641 nt
Organism: Botrytis cinerea B05.10
Lineage: Eukaryota; Fungi; Ascomycota; Leotiomycetes; Helotiales; Sclerotiniaceae
Exons: 2
Coding region: 346-1467 (373 amino acids)
Source: RefSeq, a predicted model, not a curated record
GAGAAUUCACCUGCCAUCGUUUAUAUACAAAUAUUCACUUCAGAAAUUACAUUACCGACAUACCAAUAACAAAUUUGUCAGGCUGAAGUCCUGACAAGUAGGGUGCUGUACUCCGAGAUUACACUAAUAACAUGGUGGGAGUUUGAGAAGCAAGUUAAAAGGGCUUGUUCGAAUCUUCUUAAUUAAUAACUUCUGGAUUGCAACAACUCUUCUUUGGAUAUAAAAGAACUUUUUUUAUAGUGCCUCUUUUUAGACCAUCUUUUUCUUCAGCAUUUCUCCCACUCAAAAAAUCAUAUCUCAAAACUCUAAGAUCUCGAUCAUUACAAUAAAGAUUCUUAUCAAAAGAUGUCUGAAGAAACAAGCGCCCUUUCAGCUUUAGUCGGGCUUGAGGAGUACAACAGACGACAAAAGCAAAUUGGUGACAGCGGACUUGAACCUGAUGUUCGCGCAGUGAUGCACAAGCUGUGCCUUUCAGAAUGGCGGUUGAAGUUCUCGGACGAUUCAUUAGAGGCUUCAAAUAAUUUGUUGGUGGCCUUGCGGAGGAAGGAUAAGAUCAUUGACCAAGAGCUCUCAAGACUAAGGAGUGAAGGUUUGAUAAUACGUACCGAGCUACAGGAGGCGAAAGCGGAGAUCAAAAGGUUGAAGCGUGGAGAGUGUAGUCACUUGAAUGAGAGUUCGAUACUUCGUUCAGCAAAAGAGGAAGAAGAACUCAAGACGAGCGGAUUAAAAGAAACCGUUAAGAAGCUUCGAGCAGAGGCAAUAGAACGAGAACGGACCUUCCGACAAGAAAAACUAGAUACGGAGACCAAGCACAGGAAAGAACUUGGGAAAAUGACUGUCAACUUGGAGGCUGCUACCACCAAGACAGAACAAGCUUCAGCAGAGGUUAAAAAGAUCAAGGAAAACACUUCAAAGGUAGUGGGAAAGUGUGACGCUAAACUGACCAAGAAGACUGCGGAGUUGGUAGAAAAGGAACGAGAGUUGUCAAUAGCCACAGAAGCUCUCGCCACGAGAUCCUUCGAAUUCGAGAAUACUUCACAGGCUCUCUCAGAAAUACACGAGAGCCAUAGCAAUUGUUCUAAGACGAUCAAAUCCCUAGAAAACGAUUUGCGAGACUCCAAAGCUAUCAACAACGCCAGCCGAACAAGCGCUCAUGCGGAAGCGGAUAGAAUAAAAAAGGGAAUCGCAAAAGCCACCCUGGGUAUCGAUUCACGUCUCAACGAACUAGAACAUAGCAAUCAGGGAUGGGCGACGAAAUGUCGCAUGUUGGAAGACAGAUACUCCGAGCAAGCGAUUGCAUCUGCGAAGAGAGAAGAGCAAUUCAUUCGAAGUGUGGUGGAGGAACGCCGUUCUAAUGAUCGCGCUUCGGGAUUACAGCGAGAUCUCGAGAAAGAGGAGAACAGAUGUUUGGAAUUGGAGUUGGCUUUGGGGAAUCUUCGUCGCAAGUUUGGUGUUGAUAUGGAAUGAGGGGCAGUGAGUGAUAAGGAUUACCUAUGGAAGAUCUGGUGGGGGAAGCGUGGGCUGCGGGGUAUCACGUGUUGAAUUGAUCUGAAUUGCGAAUCAUGACAGAGAUAUGUUGCGAAUUCAAGAAGAUAAUAUCAUGUAGCGUCACCUACCUACUCCUCUGAACAAAAUGAAGCA